This is a messenger RNA of Cladophialophora immunda, 1660 nucleotides long. RefSeq lists its product as uncharacterized. Gene Ontology annotation, cellular component: ESCRT-0 complex. The record is from RefSeq and is a predicted model, not a curated record. NCBI's taxonomy places the organism in Eukaryota, Fungi, Ascomycota, Eurotiomycetes, Chaetothyriales, Herpotrichiellaceae. Bases 388 to 1065 code for a protein of 225 amino acids. The transcript has 3 exons. Gene Ontology annotation, biological process: protein transport to vacuole involved in ubiquitin-dependent protein catabolic process via the multivesicular body sorting pathway. Gene Ontology annotation, molecular function: protein binding.
CAGCAACCCGUCGCCUGCCCACGGUCCAACCACACUGACACUCGUAUCCUCCCAACCACAACCACCACUCGCCGGCUCUCGCAUCUUAUUCCCCUGCCCGAUCGCUCGCUCCCGUUUUACCCAGCAGGCCAGUCAUCUUGCACGCACUGCCUGCGCCUCACCUCGUCCCCGACUGACCGCACUGCACCAACCUUCUGCCCUUCAAACCCUUUGUAACCUGACCUCCUCCCUCAUCCGUCAAACGACCAUCGACUCGACCACCCACCACCUCCCGAGGUUGAGUUCCAUCACUCUCGUUUCUAUCUCUUUUUCGCUUCUUCCUCCUUCUUGCGUUCUCGCUUCUGCUGCUCAUACGCGUCCGAAUCGUCUUGAUUUCCUCGCGAUACCAUGGCCACCGAGGCCUCCAUCGCCCUGACGAACCGCUCUCUUCGUACCAUUCGUACCGAACUGGAAUUUCUCGCCGAUACCUCCAUCAUCUCCCCCGAACAGCUCUCCUCCAUCCUAGCACAACUACCCGCCCAGACGCCGCUACAUGCUCCUUUACACGCUCCCGUCAAUGGCACCGCCAACACGCCCGUCGAUCAAUUCUCAAGCAUGAGCCUCAAGGAGGGAUAUGCUCCCGUUCCUACACCUGCACCUCUCCCUCCCCCAGCCUACGUCCCGCCUCCGAUAUUGUCCAUCGCAUCCGCGCUCUACGCAUAUACGCCCACAGAUGCCGGUGACCUGGCACUCCAGCAAGGUGAUCGGAUACAAGUACUGGAACAUAUGAACAAUGAUUGGUGGAGAGGUCGCAAUGAAAGAACAAAUCUAGAAGGCAUCUUCCCACGAAGCUAUGUAAAUGUCAUCGAGGACCGACGGCCUCCCAUGGUCCACUCACAGUCGACUGAGUACGGAAAUCUGCCCCUGCAAAUCAGUCAAUCAGGCUCUUCCGCCGGCGGUCCAGAAGGUCGGAAGUACAGCAAGCUCGAAGAGCAGGGCAAGAAGUUCGGCAAGAAGAUGGGCAACGCUGCCAUCUUCGGAGCUGGAGCCACAAUUGGCAGCAACAUUGUCAAUGGCAUUUUCUAAUGACGGUAUUAACGUUCUGAUGCUCGAUAUUUCAGCCUUUGAGACUUGCAAAGGCUAUGGCUAUGAAAUUUCGUUAGAGUGUCCUCCACAGAGCGGAAGAGCGCACAAGCACUGCAACGGGAGCGAAUAAUGGGCAUUAUCUUGACAAAAAAAGAAAUCGGAAUCACUUCUUGACGGAGACGGGGUGCAUGGGCAAACGGCGUCAAAAUGGGAGAAAAUGGCGUUGAUCGUCGGCGGUCGGCCACCGACUUGACUUCUUUGGCUACGCUGAUCGUCGACAAAGAUGAAUGGACACGGGAUACGCUCCCAACAACCAUCCAUACUUAUAUUCUCUUUUGUCCUUUUCAACAGGCCAUCCGCGGGCCAUUUCUUUCUCCAGAGCGAAGAGCUUGGUGGUUUUGUUCAGGGGACGAGGCACAGUGGUUUCCCACAAUUGCCCUAGGGAUUGAGAAAGCAAGCAAGGACAGAAUGAACUGCAAAUCUUUUUACGGGCAUGACGAGUUCAACUUGAUUGAUAUGCAGACAGAUUUUCCCGUACUGCACAUAUUGUACUUUCAAGAAGGCCUGGUACGAAAUCAAAAAUUCCAUAUCCAUA